GGUAAAACCAGUGAGGUCAUUAUUUUCACAGUGACGGCGGUUCGCACUUCGCGUUUCGCAGCAGACCACCACCGGCUCCAUCGAGUUCAGACAGGUAGUAGCUACUUGUCCGUCACGUUCAAGAGGGCGAUAGCCAUCAUUCAUAGCCUAUGUAUAAUUAUAUCGCCUGGUAUCGGUACCGCAGUAGAGUUCACUAUAAACUAGCGCAGCAACAAUGGUGGGAGACAGUCACAAGAGACCGAGAACCCCAGUUUCAGCUCGCUGAUUCACUUGACGAGUCGCAGGGUACAUCAGUCAGUGUUCAUUGCUGCAGCUGUUGUUGCCGUUUCCGUGGGUUCCAUCUCCACAGAUACCUCGGAACGUAAUCCGGAGACUACAAAUAUCGGCAGAGUGGAUUUGCAUUCUUCAGGGAACAUUGCUUCGGAAUUUAACUCAACGAAAGACUAUAAGCAUGGGAUCUACUUUAACACAUCUCAGUAGGAAGCUAAUGGGGAAGAAGGAGGUCCGUGUUCUCUUUGUCGGUCUGGAUGCUGCUGGCAAGACAACAGUGCUGUACAAGCUGAAGCUGGAUGAGGUCGUCACCACGAUACCAACGAUUGGCUUUAACGUGGAGACACUGGAGUACAAGAAUCUUAUUAUGACCGCGUGGGACGUUGGCGGCAGAGACAAAGGGCGGGCACUUGUUCGACACUAUUACCAAAACACGUCAGCGGUGGUAUACAUCGUUGACAGCAAUGAUCAUGAUCGCCUUGACCAGGUGCGAGAUGAACUGCAGAUGGCCCUAUGUGAAGACGAACUACGAGGAGUACCGUUCCUCGUGUUUGCCAACAAGCAAGAUCUUCCGCACGCAAUGAGCAGGGACGAGAUUGUUGAUAAACUCGGCAUGAAAAAAAUACGGUGCCGACCAUGGGCUGCCUUCCCUACUUGUGCCACAACUGGGGAUGGUCUGUAUGAUGGAUUGGACUGGCUGGCCACUGUUCUAUCCACAAAGCAGAUGCAUAAUGCAAUGGCCGAGCCCAUCAAGGAGACAGUCAGCGAAGCUAAGGAACUGGCACAGGGCAUGGACGUCAUGCCGGUUGCACACUGGUUCAAACAACUGACCAUGAAGUGGUGGGGAUGGUCGAGCCAACCUACCCCAGAUUCUGUGGAUGCUUCAUAGACCGCAACCAUGGAAACGUGACAGACAAUGUGGAGACAAGUAUGCACAUGUACAUGAACAAUGAGAGCUCUCCUCAUCAGAACAAUGAGAGCCCUCCUCAUCAGAACAAUGAGAGCCCUCCUCAUCAGAACAAACAGAAUCAUGCUGAAAUUGUGCUAUUAGGAUAUUUUUCUGCAGCCUUUAUUUGCUAUCUAUAUAUGCCUGUGCUGGUUGGCUGGUUGGUCACCUGGAGAUCCGUCAACACAGGCAUAGAGCUGAAGAGAGCGAGUGGCCGAGGUUGCGCUGACUAGUUGGUGGUGGCUAUCCGAGAUCCACGACAUGCACGGCCUCAGUAUCAGAACUGCCACCACAACACCGGCAAUGCAAGAGCUGCAGAAUGUUGGAAUGUUUGAGUCUGCUUUGUUCGUUCUGCCAUUAUCAUUUAUGUCAUGCAAGUACUGUUUUCUUUCUGAACCAUUUUUUGCAAAUGGUCAGUACUUGUACCCGGUGCUUUCCUCUUGCUGUGUAGCUUACGACUUCGGAGUUCUCGGCUGUAGUUUAUUAGUAGAAUUGUACAGUAGGAUUGCUCGUAUUAUGUCACUUUUGAUACUCUGUACGCCAGCUAUCUGUAUCAUGAUUACAGUACAGCACUCAAUAGUUUUCGAGUUUUUACUGUAUGAUCUCCAUUGUAAGCCCCGCACUUGAAUUUUUCAACCAGUCCGGACCCCGGGCUUAUAUUAGAGACCGCGCUUCUAACUAGAGACUGGGCUUAUAAUUUUUCAACCAGGUACAUUUUACAUUGCCUAUUAUUUUUCAUUAUAUCAGCAGCACAAAGUUUCCCAGCAGGUACCGGGACUGCAGUUUUGUGCUUCCUGGUACACUAGUCUGAACUUUAGA
This is a messenger RNA of Sycon ciliatum, 2035 nucleotides long. RefSeq lists its product as uncharacterized. The record is from RefSeq and is a predicted model, not a curated record. The transcript is spliced from 4 exons. Gene Ontology annotation, cellular component: cytoplasm. Lineage: Eukaryota; Metazoa; Porifera; Calcarea; Leucosolenida; Sycettidae. Gene Ontology annotation, molecular function: GTP binding; GTPase activity. Bases 452 to 1159 code for a protein of 235 amino acids. Gene Ontology annotation, biological process: vesicle-mediated transport; intracellular protein transport.